Molecule: messenger RNA, 1922 nt
Organism: Ictalurus punctatus (channel catfish)
Lineage: Eukaryota; Metazoa; Chordata; Actinopteri; Siluriformes; Ictaluridae
Gene: pnx
Product: posterior neuron-specific homeobox
Exons: 2
Coding region: 289-873 (194 amino acids)
Biological process (GO): regulation of transcription by RNA polymerase II; cell differentiation
Cellular component (GO): nucleus
Molecular function (GO): RNA polymerase II cis-regulatory region sequence-specific DNA binding; DNA-binding transcription factor activity, RNA polymerase II-specific
Source: RefSeq, a predicted model, not a curated record
GGGGGGGAGGAGUGUUUAUAAUAAUGACAGGAGGGUUUAUGCAUUCGGGAAGCUCGGGGUUUGUGUUUUGUUCAAGUCUAGUCUUUUAAAGUGUUAAUUUUAUACACGCGCGAGACUCGUGUGUUCCGCCAGGAUAUAAAAGCGCGAGGGUUGGUCAAGUUUAAAAAGGGCACGGCUUUCCCUGUCACUCCUCACUCACUACACCUUCAGUCACUCACUACACCUUCAGUCACUCACUACACCUUCAGGUUUCACUUCUCCAGAUAGUGACUGCGAGUGUGCGUGAAUAUGCAACAAGAAACCAGAAAACCUCCGCGGAUUUCUUCUUUUUCCAUCGCCGACAUCCUAGAUCCCUCAAAAUUCACAGGAAGGAGUCGUGAUGCACAAAGCGACAAACUUUCCGACUACAACAACAAGAGAAGCUGCGAUGAAUUAUCGGGUGAUGAAAGUGCUGAGGGGUCAGAUGACGUUUCAGCAGCUUCAGAAGUGAAAGAAGGCCCUCAUAUUGGCGGUAAAGUUAAAAUCAAGGGGCGGCGCAUGCGCACGGCGUUCACUAUGGACCAGCUGCACGUGCUCGAGCGCAGCUUCCAGAGCAGCCACUAUCUGUCGGUGUUUGAGCGCCACGUCAUCGCCAAGGCUCUGGAGCUGUCCGAGACGCAGGUUAAGAUCUGGUUUCAGAACAGGCGCACCAAGUGGAAGAAGGAGCAAGAGGGACGAGAGCUGGAGGAGCUAUACCAGUGCGCCACGAUUGCGCCGGUGGUUGUACCGACCACACUGCCACUCAGUGCUGCCUCCUGCAACAGGUCGAGUCCGGUGCAUUUCUACUCGGCGAGGAACCUUCUGACCACUUAUCCCGCACUUAGGUUGCUCUGAGGCCAGAUUUGACUCGUGAACAACUCGGUUAAUUUUCAACAAGCCUUUGAAUUGAUUCUUCUUUUUUUUCUUCUUUUUUUUCUUCUUUUUUUUCUUGAGAGACUGAAGUGAUUCAAAUCGGACAUUUUGGCAAUUUAUUUGCUCCUUUUAGUUUUAUUCUGAUUAUGUAUUUCAUUGUUUGCCAUUUUCUAGGCUAACAGGCAAAAACAUUGGUUUACAUGGUGUGUAUUAAUAGCAGUUAGCAUUCAAAAUAGUCUUAGCUAGGCUACCUUAUAUUACACAAAUGGGAGUUUCCACUUAGCAAAGAAAAUAGCUAGUUAUAACAUCAGAGUACCGCAGUAGUCAAAGUAGAUACAAUAUGGUGAAUGUGGGACACUUUUUUGGGGGGUAAAUGUUCUUGGAGACUAUAGACUAGAAGAACUAUAAUAAUAUUUUACAAUUCAUUUUAGGCCUCACUGAAAUAAAACAGCCCCAUAACCCCUCAAACUUAAGAUAACAUAGCCCUGUUUUUCACUAAAGCAUUUUGUUCAGGAAAUGUGGGACACCUGGGUUGAUCAAAUAGGACAUUUUAUUUUGCUGUGAAUUUCAAAAAUUUAAUCUAUCAAAUGUUUCAUAAAACAAAGUGUUAUGGCAACAAUUCAACUACAAACAUGGCUGUUGGCAGAAAGUACGUGACAUAACCAGAUCUGUGAACCUGUGAAGAUCUGUGGAACCUGAAGUUUGGAUGAUGCUCUGUGUUGGUAAAUUGAACAUUUGCAUAGUUUGAUUUCCUUAGAAACAAAUCAGUAAAUAAGUCGUAACGCCAUGGGUAGUUUACUGAACGGGGUAAUACAAAUUGACCAGCCUGAGCAAGGAAAGAUGCUUGAGGUCAUUGUUUUUACAGAAAGUUAAUAUCGUAAUCUGUGUGUAUUUAAAUGUCAUGUAAUAUUUAUGUGUUUAAUCUGCAUAUUUAUGUCACAUUUUUAAUUCUGUUUUAAAUAUUUUGCAAGGGAGUUUAUGCAUUUUAUUUCUUUGUUUAAAAAAAACCCAUUAAAGUGUAUAUUUUUGCA